AGUAUCAGUAGUAGUAGCAGCAGCAUUAGCAGCAGUAGUAGAAGUAGUAGCAGUAGUAGUAGUACUAGUGAUAGCAGUAGCAGCAGUAGUAGCAGUAGCAGCAGUAGCAGUAGCAGCAGU
This is a messenger RNA of Salvelinus sp. IW2-2015, 120 nucleotides long. The record is from RefSeq and is a predicted model, not a curated record. NCBI's taxonomy places the organism in Eukaryota, Metazoa, Chordata, Actinopteri, Salmoniformes, Salmonidae.